Messenger RNA from Protopolystoma xenopodis, 357 nucleotides. Lineage: Eukaryota; Metazoa; Platyhelminthes; Monogenea; Polystomatidea; Polystomatidae. The record is from the annotation of a GenBank genome assembly.
AUGUCAGCCGAGUUGUCAACUCUUCAUUCGACCGUAGCGAAGUUCACGUUCAAACUAUUAGCUGUACUCAGCGCAGCUAGACGGUUUGCUUGCAAGUCAGCCUCAUCGGCCAAUCAAUCAGAGACCAAUCAGGAAGUACAAAGGGCAAGGAUGUUGAAAUGGGGAAAAGCGUCCUCCUCACACUCUCCUUCCUACUCCACCUCAGCUUACCAAAGCCAUGAUCACCGUUCAAGCAUUUUAUUAUACCGCAAUUUCGCUCCGCUCUUUGUUGAACUUGCCUUCUUUUGCAUCGCUAGAGAUUGCCUUCUCAUUAACACGAACUCGCCAUCAGACACUUCACGGGUGAAUGCUGUCUAG